AUGACCGAAGAAAUACUAAACAAGAAAAAGGAUUUGGUGAUAGUGACAGAUGAAAAAGAAUGGACCCCACUUCACUACGCUGCAUUCUAUGGUCAUGCUUCAAUUGUUAUACAACUACUAAAAACUGAUAAAUGCAGUGCCUACAUGGGUGACGAAGCUGAUAAGAAGACCGCUCUUCACAUUGCAACCUCCAAGGGCCAUGUUCAUGUAAUGAAACAACUUAUUUCCUAUUGUCCUGAUUGUUGCGAAGUGGUCGACCAAAGACGUCGAAAUGCUCUUCAUUCUGCCUUGGAGAAGCGUCGUCAAUCUCGAAUUACAAAUUUUGUUCUAAAGGAUCCAUGGCUUAACAACGUCCUCUUAAAUGCCAAGGAUGUUGAUGGCAACACACCCCUCCAUACUUAA
This is a messenger RNA of Prunus armeniaca (apricot), 402 nucleotides long. The record is from the annotation of a GenBank genome assembly. Lineage: Eukaryota; Viridiplantae; Streptophyta; Magnoliopsida; Rosales; Rosaceae.